Gossypium arboreum is the source of this 2994-nucleotide messenger RNA. RefSeq names its product potassium transporter 4-like. NCBI's taxonomy places the organism in Eukaryota, Viridiplantae, Streptophyta, Magnoliopsida, Malvales, Malvaceae. Gene Ontology annotation, biological process: potassium ion transmembrane transport; cell tip growth. Gene Ontology annotation, molecular function: potassium ion transmembrane transporter activity. The coding region runs from base 401 to 2761 and encodes 786 amino acids. The transcript has 9 exons. Gene Ontology annotation, cellular component: membrane. The record is from RefSeq and is a predicted model, not a curated record.
AUUCUAUUAUAAAAAUAAAUAAUUAAAUCGAUUUUUUUUUUCAAGAAUAAAAAAAUGGUAUUCCAAUUGGGAAGGGUCGGGUAGUCCGUUGCCGUUGGGGAAGGAAACUUGGAAAGCGCUCAAUCCAAAACCGGAAUUGAAGGGUUUGAAAGUUGAAACUCUCUUCUCCUUCUUCAACACACACCACGCUAUGCCUGGGAUUAUUUUUCAUUUUUAUUAAUAAAAAAAAGGUCAAAUAAGGUCAAAGAGGAAAAUGAAUGAAACCAAAAUUCGGGUGUGUUGUGCUCAAUAACAAAUCAUUCGUUCUUCCGCCCCAGCCUUACAGUUGAAUCAAUUACCCUUUUCAUUCUCACUAUUAAUAAAAUCCAGUGUCUUCGGCUCUGAGUCCGCUUGCUUUCUAAUGGAACUAGAUUCUGCACUCACGAUUCCACCUACUCCUCCACGAAAUCUUUUUCCGCUUACGUGGGUCAAUCUCUCCGGCAAUCUAAUAUUAGCAUAUCAGAGCUUGGGGGUGGUGUAUGGUGACCUUAGCACUUCACCUCUUUAUGUUUACACAAGCACUUUGAUUGGGAAUUUGGAGGAUCAUCAGAAUGAAGAAGCAAUAUUUGGAGCAUGUUCCUUGAUUUUUUGGACCCUUACAUUGAUACCCCUUUGUAAAUAUGUGUUUAUCUUGCUAGCUGCUGAUGAUAAUGGUGAAGGUGGAACUUUUGCUCUGUACUCGCUGCUCUGUAGGCACGCAAACUUUAGCUUGCUUCCAAAUCAGCAAGCAUCUGAUGAAGAGCUCUCAGCCUACAGAUAUGGCCCCUCAACCCAUUCCAAUGUUUCCUUGUUGAAGCGAUUUUUGGAGAAGCAAAAGAGGCCAAGGACAGGCCUUCUUAUUGUGGUACUCUUUGGUUCUUCGAUGGUCAUUGGUGAUGGCGUGCUCACUUCAGCAAUAGCAGUUAUGUCAUCGUUGCCUGGGCUACAAUAUUCUGGAAAGAAAUUAACUAAAGGCGCACUCCUCUUGCUUGCUUGUGUCAUAUUGAUUAGCCUAUUUGCUCUGCAGCAUAUUGGCACGCACAAGGUAGCUUUUAUGUUUGCUCCGAUUGUGAUGUUGUGGCUGAUAUCAAUUUUUUGUGUUGGCUUGUACAACAUAAUACAUUGGAACCCAAAAGUUGUUUCUGCCAUUUAUCCCUAUUAUAUUAUCAAGUUCUUCAGAGAGACUGGUAGAGAUGGCUGGAUUUCUCUUGGAGGGAUCCUUCUAUCAAUAACCGGUACUGAAGCUAUGUACGCAGACCUUGGUCAUUUCACUGCUGUAUCUAUCAGGCUUGCAUUUGUAUUUGCAAUAUACCCGUGUUUGGUUGUACAAUACAUGGGUCAGGCUGCGUUCUUGUCAAGAAACCUCCAUUCGAUUCCUAACAGCUUCUUCGAAUCUAUUCCUGAUCCCGUUUUCUGGCCAAUCUUUGUAGUUGCCACCCUUUCAGCUGUUGUUGGAAGUCAGGCUACUAUAACUGCUACUUUUUCUGUAAUCAAACAAUGCCAGGCCCUUGGUUGCUUUCCUCGAGUCAAAAUUGUUCACACCUCAAAACAUAUAUAUGGCCAGAUCUACAUCCCAGAAAUAAACUGGAUGCUCAUGAUCCUUACUCUUUCCAUCACUAUUGGAUUUCAAGAUACAACUUUAAUCGGAAAUGCUUAUGGACUUGCAACUGCUACGUUGAUGUUCAUUACAACUUUUCUCGUGGCGCUUGUCAUAACCUUUGUUUGGCAGAAAAGCAUUUGGAUUUCCGGAAUGUUCCUUCUGUUCUUCGGGAUUAUCGAAGGGGCUUACUUAUCAGCAGCACUGAUGAAAGUGCCACAAGGAGGAUGGGUGCCUCUUGUGCUCUCCUUCAUAUUUAUGAUGAUUAUGUACAUUUGGCAUUAUGGGAUGCGCUUGAAGUACAACUUUGACAUGCACAACAAAGUACCAUUGCAAUGGUUGCUUGGCUUGGGUCCUAGCCUUGGUAUUGUUCGUGUGCCUGGGAUAGGCCUCAUAUACACAGAAUUGGCAACGGGAAUCCCUGCAAUAUUCUCCCACUUUGUUACGAACCUGCCUGCGUUCCAUAAGGUGUUAGUUUUUAUUUGUGUAAAGUCAGUUCCAGUCCCAUAUGUAUCAUCAGAUGAACGCUUUGUUGUUGGUCGGGUUUGCCCCAGGCCAUACCGUAUGUAUAGGUGUAUUGUGAGGUACGGGUACAAAGAUAUCCAGCGAGAUGAUGGGGAUUUCGAGAACCAGCUUAUACAAAGCCUAGCAGAGUUCAUCCAUAUGGAAGCUGGAGAACCAGAGUUCUGUAGUUCUGAGGGGUCAUUCGAUGGGAGGAUGAUGGUUACACGUUUAAGCAGCAUCCAAUCAGGCUCAACCAUAAUAGCUACUGAGAUAGAGGAUUGCAGUGAGAGUAGCUCCGUCCAAAGCAGCAAAUCCUCUGCCCUACUCAGCUUGCGAUCUGUUUACGAUGACGAGAAUCCACCAGUUAGGAAGCAGCACAUAAGAUUCCAUCUGCCAGCAAAUCGAAUUAUGGAUAGUGUCAUUCAGGAAGAGUUGAUGGAUUUGAUUGUGGCAAAGGAAGCUGGGUUUGCAUAUAUAAUGGGUCACUCUUAUGUAAAGGCCAGGAGAAGCUCAUCAUGUUUUAAAAAGUUUGUAAUUGACGUGGGGUAUACGUUUCUCCGAAAGAACUGCAGGGGCCCUUCCGUAGAUCUAAACAUUCCUCACAUCAAUCUCAUUGAAGUCGGAAUGAUAUAUUAUGUGUAGUCGUCCAAUCAGUUUAUCAUUCAUUUCAGUAGAAUCUGUAUGGCUACAUGUUGAGCUAGCCCCGUUCCCUUUUGGUAGGAACAUCAAGGCACAUUGAAUUCCCAGGGUUGGGUCGGUCUUUUACAUACAGUACUUUCUUACUCAACCUUUUUUCCCCUUCAUAUACAUAGCUAAAUGACAUAUUCAGUCAUUACUAUUAUUAUUCACCUGAUGAGUUAAUAACAUUUCUUUGA